AUGGAAGAGAUAACCAAUCUCAAAGCCAAUGUCCUCAUGAACCAAGCUUCCAAUGAGAAAGUCCUGAACAAUUUCACGGAAACCUUGCGCAAUUACGAGAGAGAGAACCGAGACCUUGCCAGACUCAUCUACCGUUUCUUCGAAGAGAUAGACGCCAUCUGGAAGGUACUCGGAAAGGACAGAACAUGCAACACCGUACUUCGUGAACACAGAAUUGCCGAAGGUAUUAUCAAAGAAGAGGAAGAAGAGGAAGAAGAAGAAGAGAAACACGAAGAAAAGGAAGUUUGGGCAACCCUUGUUGUCGAUGACGCUUACGAAAUUUCCCAACCCUACCCAUACCAAAUCCGCAACAAGGCGACAGGCAAGGUUCUUACCCCAGUCCUCAACAACUUGGGACACUUGAACCUUAACCUUCGGAAUUACGGUUCAGUUUCCAUGGGAAGGCUUGUCGGUAUGCAAUGGGUUCCAAAUCCAGACAAGAAGUCGAGGGUCAGACACAUUGACGGUGACAAGCUCAACAACCGUAAGGAGAACCUCGAGUGGUUCUAA
Trichomonas vaginalis G3 is the source of this 549-nucleotide messenger RNA. Its product is annotated as HNH endonuclease family. The transcript has a single exon. The coding region runs from base 1 to 549 and encodes 182 amino acids. Lineage: Eukaryota; Parabasalia; Trichomonadida; Trichomonadidae. The record is from RefSeq and is a predicted model, not a curated record.